Messenger RNA from Protopolystoma xenopodis, 501 nucleotides. NCBI's taxonomy places the organism in Eukaryota, Metazoa, Platyhelminthes, Monogenea, Polystomatidea, Polystomatidae. The record is from the annotation of a GenBank genome assembly.
AUGUCUAUGCGGCGGACUCGUAAUGGGCUAGUUUCGAUACCACUUGAGAGGGGUCGAAAAGCAAUGGACUGUAGAUUUAAAAGGCUAUUUUGUGGACAGUCCAGCUUUUUCAACCUUGAUCCUGAGAAUGACUAUCAGGUUAUGCUUCGAACUCAUUCACGUACUGGAUCUUCCCCAAUUUCACAGCAAAGUAUCAAGACUAAGGCCUUUGUAAAGUCUACAGUUAUUCCGUCUGACCCUGAAGAUCUUAAAAUUUCGAAGCUCAGUCAUAAUUCUAUUGAGGUUACGUACAAGCCCCCACAAGAGGGACUUGGUUAUGAAGUUACAUCGCAAGCCCAGGGAUCCAGCACAAGUGUACCUCAGGUUGUGAAGUCAAAAGCUCAAAGCAAGCAGAUUGUGGAGGAGCUGAUAUGCUGUACCACCUACACCAUAACAGUGCACACGAUGAUGAGCAGUUCCAGAUCUAAAGGAGCCAAUGUUAUCGGCACGACGUGUAAGUAA